CCGGUGUCAGGAGUGGGCGGGGCGGAGUAUUCGGGUCCCGGUCGGGCGGUCGGUGGUGAGUGAGUGGCGGACGGUAUCAGGAUGGCUCCGGCGGUGGACAGGCCCGGCUACUGGGGGCCUCCGACCUCCACACUGGAGUGGUGUGAGGAGAACUACGCCGUGUCCUUCUACAUCGCCGAGUUCUGGAACACUGUCAGUAAUCUGAUCAUGAUUAUCCCUCCGUUAUAUGGAGCCGUGCGGACCACCAAGGACGGGCUGGAGACCAGAUACUUAGUUGCCUAUCUGGGAUUAGCAGCUGUGGGAUUGGGAUCCUGGUUCUUCCACAUGACACUGCAAUAUGAAAUGCAGCUGCUGGAUGAAUUGCCCAUGCUAUACAGCUGUAGUGUCUUUGUCUACUGCCUAUAUGAAUGUUUCAAGGGCAGAAAUUCAUAUAAUUACGUGUUGCUAUUUCUGUUAGGACUUUUCAGUUUAACAGUAACAAUAGUCUACUUAAAAUGGAAGGAACCGGUAUUCCACCAGGUCAUGUACGGCUUUCUGGUGUUCUUGCUGGUCCUCCGAUCUGUGUAUAUAGUUACCUGGGUGUAUCCCUGGCUCCGGGGUUUGGCUUACACCUCACUAGGAGUGUUUUUUAUAGGAUUUGUACUCUGGAACAUUGACAACAUCUUCUGUGACACUUGGAGGAAUGUACGGCAGAAGAUGCCCCCGGUCGUCGGGGCCGUGACACAGUUCCAUGCCUGGUGGCACAUACUGACUGGACUGGGUUCUUACCUGCAUAUUUUAUUUAGUUUGUACACAAGAACUCUCUUCCUUAAGUAUCGGCCAAAGGUGAAGUUCAUGUUUGGAAUGUGGCCGAUGAUUGUGGUGGAUCCUCCGAAGAAACACUGACAAAGCCUAACCGAAGAACCACACCAACAUUCCAGAACCGGUCCCAGCAGAGUGGGGCACACCUUAUCUCCAGCGUUCUGAAUACAGACAUUACAUAUAUGCAUCUAUGUAUAGUUCAAUACACGUGUGUGCGUACUCCUGACCGCGUACGCACAUCUUUUAUACCAAGUUAUAUAAGUGUUGGUUACACUGGUACUGCCAGUUACAGACAGAACUUCACAGUUUUGGUUUUUGAAACUAACGGAUAAGUCAUUGGACUGUACAACUUUUUUUUCCUUUUUUUUUUUGUUUUCUAUUUUUCUAUAAAAAAAAAACGUUCUAAUUGCCACUUAAAUCUGCAUUCGCAUCCCGCCCCCGGAGUCCCUGCUUUGUACAGGAGGUGGGGUCCUACUUUACACAGCAGGGUGGGAGAGGGUCCAAGUUUACCCAGAGAUAGGCUUUAAUAAUUCAGCCCAAACGCCAUUGACUCUAAUGGGCCAGAAAAAUAAAAAAAAAUUGUAUAGCAAUCCUGGUAAACAAGUGUUACAACCUCAUCCUAAUCCCAGGUGGGUGAUGUUAUGCGCGGGUGAUGUAAUGAGCGGGUGAUGUUAUGCGCACAGACUGUUGGCACAACUUAUUUGGAAAAUGUUGACUUUUUUCUUAUUGUUUUUAGCAGUUAUGGACGGGUUCUGCAAAAAGAGAUUAGUUCCGUUCAAGUGACCUCUGCAGCAUUUGUAUUUAGAAAUGAGACUGCUGCUACAAUCCAGCUGAAAACAAAAAAAUGGUUUCCUGCAAACAAAAUGGUGUGCCUGUGCCGUCAGUGAAGAGACAUCGAUGUCUGCAGGUUCUUCCAGGACUGUCCAUCUCCUGAUCCCCACUGCUCUGUGGCUCCUCCCAUGGAUGCCUACUUCAUAGUGGUGGUUGGGAAGAACCACUGAGCGCUGCGGGGGGAGACCAGGAGAUCUGUUUAGCAACACGGACAGUGGGGGAGGGAAGUAUUUUACUUGGCAUACCUAAUAUUGAAUGUUUGGUGGACAGAUGAUCUAUGCUUAGAAACAGUGCCUAACUUAUUUCUUAAUAAAUUUGUAUUGAUCCUUUAUGGAGAAA
Molecule: messenger RNA, 1971 nt
Organism: Rana temporaria (common frog)
Lineage: Eukaryota; Metazoa; Chordata; Amphibia; Anura; Ranidae
Gene: ACER3
Product: alkaline ceramidase 3
Exons: 11
Coding region: 82-885 (267 amino acids)
Biological process (GO): phytosphingosine biosynthetic process; ceramide metabolic process
Cellular component (GO): endoplasmic reticulum membrane
Source: RefSeq, a predicted model, not a curated record